AUGUCAGAAAAUGUGCAUGGGAAUGACUACGCACCUAGUGAGGCUAGUUCGGAUGGACAGGACACGGGAUGGACAAGUGCGCAUGAAGUGCAAUCGGCCGAUGCAAUGUCCGAAGGUCCAAUGUGGAGUGUCUCAGACAUGUGUGAAAGUGCAUCAAACAUGUGCGCGUAUGUUUCGGGUGUUCACAUGAGUAUGAAAAACCGUGGUUCCAAGCCCAGCGCCACGACCAUUGCUACACCGGCUUGUCCCCAACCUGGAAAAACCUUCCACCACACUGGGCAGACACCCCUAAAGAAAAACAUGCCCAAAUGUGGAUGGUCCAAUAUUAAUCCUGUGGCUACCAGCACACGGGAGAUGGGACCUGGUUCGACAUGUGAUGCGCUCGACGACCACUUCAGCGACUGGAACUGGUGGAAGGUGUCUAACUUUGGUGCAUUUCUUUUGCAAAAGCUCAAGGAUGCCAUCCCUCAACGUGAUCAACAUAUUUCAGACCUUGUCAAUUUUGAGGAUGCAAUUCCAGCUGAGAGCCUCGCAACCUGGCAUACAAUGGUAGAGGGUUGGGAGACUGACCGAUCUAACGCAAACCCAUUUGACUCAGCAUCUUCACCCAUGAUGCAAGCUUCUGUUCGACUGGAGCUCUCACAAGUUGAAGCAAACCAACUCAAAUGUAGACUCGACAUGUCCUUGCACUCUGAGGUUUCACCAAGUGUCCUCAUAGUUGUCAGAAUUGAGCUCGAGACUCAGCAGCGCCAGCUUGUUCAUGAAACCUCAAGCAUAGGUGCACACACUACCGAAAUCCAGCUAUCUACACUUCAGCAGCGGACAAACACACUUCAUCGUCGAAUUGAACACUGGAUCAAGAUUCAAACCCUUUACAUGCCGUGUGUCGCACGUCUUCGUGAGAUGAUCGAUGCUACCUCUGAUAAUACAGAAGAAGACGUCUACAGUAUCAAGCUCUGGAUGCCCUCAGCUAUUGUCACCCAGUCUCUAUCUUAUGACAGAAACCUAUUGCUCAUCGAAUGGAAGCUUCACAGAGCUCAGGAACACAAGGCACUACAUGAACUUUAUCAGCACCUGCAGCUCAAGCGUCAUCUUACCGGCUUCAAGAAGGACUGGAUUACUGGUCAAUGCGGACACAUGAGGUCACGUGGGACCAUCAACACAGUGCAGAAAAAGAUUGACACUGCUGCCACCAAAUAUCACAUUGCUUGGGCCUCCCUCAGUGCUCUUGCUGAGCCUCUUCUUGAAAUUGACUGGAAGGCCGAGUUCCCGGUGCUCGAGAAAGAGGAUGUCCACAGAAUGAUGGAGGACCAAGCAGCAGGGGAAAGUAUUUCUGAGGGGCGAAGAUUAGUUUCCAUAUCAUGGAUUUGGAAGCAAUGUUAUGGCGCCGGAGAGGAAGAGCUUUCAGAUGCUAUGUGCAUUGAGUGGUGCAAGGCUCGUGCACGCGCUAACCGAUGGUCCGAGGAGGUAGAAUUAUUGCAAGAGGAAAUGUGGCGCGUUCUCGCAUUCUUUGAUUGGCAUGCGGCCUGGUGGGUGGAACGUGCAACAUCCAAGAUGUGGCUCGGGCCCAUCGAGAAUAAAGGUGCAGUAGCAUAUGCACAUCGGCAAGCUGCCAUUCGGAGGAUGAUGUGUGACCACUGCUCUUCAAUUUGGAGCAUUGUUCCUGGCCUCAUUGCCCAGUCAUCGUGCAACACUGCUAUCUAA
Suillus bovinus is the source of this 1704-nucleotide messenger RNA. RefSeq lists its product as uncharacterized. The coding region runs from base 1 to 1704 and encodes 567 amino acids. The record is from RefSeq and is a predicted model, not a curated record. NCBI's taxonomy places the organism in Eukaryota, Fungi, Basidiomycota, Agaricomycetes, Boletales, Suillaceae. The transcript is spliced from 5 exons.